GACGCACCGACCUAACGGACAGAAACCGCAGCAGCAUCCUUUGUUUUCUGGACCUGGAUAUCCAGCUGUGUAGCUGCAGUAAAGCUAGCAGGUCAUUUGGUGGGACUCCAGCUCCCACUGAGUGACCAUCUGGACCACUGAGCUUCUGCAUACACAGACACUACAGUGAGUCAGUGAUGGAAAACCAAUCACUGUACAGCCAAGUGAUGAUGUCAGGAAGUAAAAGGAGUAGAUAUGCAGCUGUGACACCCACUGCCCACCUGCAGCACCUGGAGGAGAAGGGGGAGGCGUCGAGUUCCAACAGCCAAAAGCUUGAAGCAUACAAGUAGUCAGUUGGACAGCUGGCCCAGACAAACUGAUAGUGUGGCAAACUGAAGGGAGAGCUGAAGCGAGGGUGGAGAGGCGGCAGGGCUUUCCUUUCCAACCAUCCUUUGCUUUUCCUUCGGCCCUGUGGAAGCACUCAUCCACACCACUGCACUGGAAGUCACUCAUCAGUCUUUUUCCUCUUUUCAUUGUGUCACUACACUCAUUCGCUCUCUUUCUAUCCACCUAACUGUCCAUCUUGCUUCAUGAAUAGGACACUGGAACCUAAGGACUACAAGCCCUUAGAUACCUCUCAGUAAAGACCAGUGAAAUCAGCUUUAAGUUGUAAAGCUGCUAACAGAGGUCAUCCUCCUAUCCUACUCAGGCAAUGCAGUACUAUAUUUGAAUACACUCCUUAACUAGUCCCCCAUCCCAAAGUCUGGCUCAGUCCCGCAGGGUCCCACAGGCAAUGAGACAGGCCAGGGGUUUUAUCUCUUUCUAGACUUUCUUUUCUUCACCUUUUGUCUUCAUGUUUUGGGGGUCCACUGGUACCCCCGCCCUCUGUCAACCCCCCUGCACCCGCUGCCACCACGGCCGGCCACCCCAGUCGCCUCGUUGCAAUGCCGACAGAGACACUGGCUCCAGCCCUGCCAGAUAGCAAGGCCGCUGGCCCUGCUACACCCUUCAGUUCCACUGUACCCCUCCGGAUCCUCAAUAAGGGCCCUGACUACUUCAGGAGACAGGUGGAACCUAACCCAAAGCGCCUCAGUGCUGUGGAGAGACUAGAAGCUGACAAGGCCAAGUAUGUCAAGAGUCAGGAAGUUAUCAACGCCAAACAGGAGCCAAUCAAACCACCCGUGCUGGCCAAGCCUCCUGUUGGUCACCCCCUCCUGUCCAAGAGAGGUUCUGGGAUUGGUGGAGGAGGAAAUGGAGGCGGGAUACCUUUCAAAGCAUCCAAUAAUAAUGCCAAGUCAGACACAUGUGCAACGAGCAGCGCCAGCAGCAAACGGGAGAAUUUAAACCUGGAGAUUUUAAAAAAUCUACUGAACUCAUCGUCCUCUUCAGGAGCAGAAGGACGAGGAGGUGGGGCUAAGAGUGCUGUGCUGAUGAGGUCAUCAGGGGGAAUUCCCAGGAGUUGGACACCAUCAGGGAUGCCACUAACCUACCGAUCUACAAUGACACUUAAUGAGCAACCGCCAGACUCAGCUCCGAGUCCGAGCACCUCACACUCCCUCCGAUCCUUCUCCCAUUCUCUGAAGGUCCCUCCUAUCAACAAUGGGGGACGCCGCAGUCCCCAACAGAGAGGAAACCUCAACCUAAGCAGGCGAGUCCUUGACGAGAGAGGAGGUGAAGGUGGAGUUAUUGAACGAUCUCGCUCCCCACUACCACCUCUGCUCACCUCCCACUCCUCCUCCGACCUCCUGCGACUGUGCAAUGGCAAGCCCCUCCGCACAGCCCGAUCGAGUAGCUCCUCAGCUCCACCCCUCCCUCCGAAACCCAACCCUGCCUCGCUCCCUCCGCCGGCACUUUCCUUGUCACUGCCUCCCCCUCGUCCAUCUCUAUCCCCUUCUCCCUGUGACAACACCACCCCUCAGUCACUACCUUGUGAUUUAGGAGACCCUUCCAAAAUUUCAAGCGAUCCCAACGUGGAGCUAGAGCUUGGUUCAUCGGUGGCUCGACGCUCGUCGCUACACAGAUCUAAAUCAGACCUGUCAGACCGGUAUGCCCGGGCUGGAGCUGACGUGGAACGCUUUUUUAACUACUGCGGCCUUGAUCCCGAAGAGUUGGAGGCAGUCGGUCCAGAGAACUUUGCCCGGGCUAACUCUGAUAUCGUCAGCCUGAACUUCAGAUCCGCCUCCAUGAUCUCCUCCGACUGCGACCGGUCACGGCGAUCCUCCAAUGACGGACUGUCAGAUGCGGAGGAGGACGAGGAAGAGGAGGCAGGGGAGCGCGUUCCUUAUGGCAUCUCAGCUGUGGAGCGAAAUGCAAGAGUCAUUAAGUGGCUCUACAGUAUCAAACAGGCGAGAGAGACGCAAAAAGUCUCCCAUGUUUAGGACAAGCACUACAAAGGAUUGGAUGCACUGUCGACAGACUGCUCCAUGUUUCAGAACUGAUACAUCACUCAGAAUUUCUCACAGGUGUAAAGAUUGAUGUUUUGGGUCUGAACUGAAAAUCUGACAAGUGUUAGGAUGGAUGAAUGAAUGGAUGGAAGAGAAAAUCUGACGGGUCUAACACAAGCUUGGUAAGAAAACAGACAACAAUUUAUUUUGAAGUGAUGAAGAAAUAAGGAGAAAGACUAUAAUCCUCCCAGGUUUUUUACAAUGGGAAUCAAAGAGCUUAAAGGAAUAAAACUUGGACAGUCACAUGAACAAAAUGUUCUGUCUGGAGAGACAAACAAACAUGGGACAUAUAUGAUAACUAUAUAGUUAAUACAAUGCUUCUCUAUGGACACUGUAUAAUUCUGACGGACAAAGUCUGUCAAUCUGCUUGAGCAACAAGAGCAAAAUGCACUAUGAUUGUCCAUGGACCAUAAAUUGACCGCCUCAUGACAGAGGGUCGUAGGCCUUCCUCAAAGAGAACCUUUUGGCAUGUCAAACAAAGAUUUGACUAACAAUUUAUUAAAGUGUAGCCUGGUUUCAGACUUCAGAAUCAUCACCCCCAAUGUGCUAAUGAUAGCUGUUUCCCCAGCAGAAUAGAGUUGACUAAUCAAAGCAUUGUAAAUGGAAUUGGAAAUGAGGAUUUCAUUUUUCUACAUAGCUUGGAUGCUACCUCGCUACAUCUGUAAAAUAGAAAUGAAAAGAAAGUUGUUUAACUCUGUAACUCCAACUUCCAUUUUGCCUUCUUCGGAAGCAGCAGGACACAGUUUUGUUGGCAGAGAAAGCAAUUACAUCUUAAUUUACUGACGGAUCAGGCAGUUCAGUUAACUAGUGCCACGUGCAAAAGUACAAGCCAUAGCUUGUUGCACAUAUAGUAUAAAUAUUUAAUUAAAAAAAUAUAAAUGUAUUUCCUACAAUUCAAUGGUACUCAGAAUUUUAAAUGAAAAGAUGAAUUCUGUCACUAUCUGCUCACCUCUAUGGUGAUGGAAAGGCUGAUUUUAUUGCGGAUGAGCUGUUUGGAAUUAGUCCCCAUUUACUUAAGUUGUUUAGGAGAACGCUGCUAUGGUGUUUUACGAAACUUCACCCAGCCUUCUGUUGUCUUGGGGGUGAGUGGAUAAUCACUGAUUUUUCAUUUUUGGGUGAACUUUUCCUUCAGCUCUUCGUAGCAGGUAGUACCAUAGCUUGUGUGAAAACCUGAUUGGUCAGGGCAAAACAAAAAGAAAUUAAUUUCUCACUCCUGUCCCUGCUAAAAUGGUAAUUCAGUCUAAUGUUUAGACGUACAGUAUUUAGGUGUGCUAGUGCCAGGUACCAUUGACAUUACUUGAUCUACCUGUGCCUUUUCUGCAAUGACAAGUCAAAAUGUGCACUUUGAGAAAGGCCUAUGUGACAGUGUUGUCUGUUUAAAGAAACUUUAAAACAGAUACUGAACUCUAUCUGUCAAAAACUAGAAAUCACUUUGGAAAGUCAGAGAUGCUGGUACACUGUGCAACCGCAAUUAAGUCAGCUCAGUGAAGUUCCUUGAUGAUGGAGUAAUUGUUCAUUUCAGCACCAAGUUAUGGCUCACAAAGGUAAGGCUAUGAAAUUAUGGUGUUAACUAUGAUAUUGCAAAAUGUUGAGAAGCUCAUGACACAAGUGGUGAUAAGCUAGUCUUCACUGAGCUUUAGCGCUUCUUAAGCUAUAUAUUGUAGUUGCUAAAUGAAGGCCUUGAAGGAAUGUGUGAUGAAUGAGUGAUGAGGAAAAAAGGACAAUGACCGAUUUGGACAGAUGCACACAACAUAUAGAAUAUAAUCUCUUGAGCAUAUUAUCCAUACAGCAUUAAGGCUACACUAUCAUAUCAUUAUGCUGAUCGACAAAUUUGUCAUCAACCUGUUCAUGUUAACCAACAAAACAUUUCACUUGAGAGUUUUAGUGUUCUGUGAUGGGAUGUAGUCAUUCAGAGGCUGUUCAAUUCCAGUAAACUACUGGUAAUUUAGGGGAUUUUCUAGAAUAAAUUAAAUUUGCUCAAAAGGUUAAAAAUACAAAAUGUUCUUUAAGGCUUAAUAGAUCUCUUGGGGUCAAAUUGCACAUAACUGUUUUCCUUAAAUUGAGCUUUUGGGCUGUUAAAUUUGGUCUAGUUUAGAGUGUUUUCAUCCUAACCUGAUCCUGCUGCUGACCUAUUAACUACACCAAAUCUGCUGCAUGAAUUUGUGAGAGUAGAACUCUGUUAUUAGUAUUAAUUACUAUUUAUCAGAUCCAUGUACCAUUUUAAAAGGUCCACAUAACAGAAUCUAGCCUCCAUAAGAGAUUUCUGAGGUCAAAUUCAACCUCAUGGAAGAACCAUCAUGCUAUUCAGUUUGUAUUUAAAGAGGUAAGUGAAAAUUAGCCCUCAUGUUUAACAUAAGCACUUCCCACUCAACACUCAAUGUUUCAUCUCUUUCUUUCCCUUUGUUAAACAAUUGUAUUGAAGGAGCAAUUUGUACAUUAUGGCCAGUAUUUCUUUUGUUUAAAACAUUCAGCAGUAGUAGCUGUAGUUUCAGCCGGAAGAUACAGUGGUGGUCAAAAGUUUGCAUCCACUUGUAAAGAAAUUGUAUAUUAUGGCAGUCUUUAGUUCCAAUUAUUUCUGCUGCUCUGGUGUUUCUGUGAUGGGUGAUGAGUGAUACACGAACUACUUCAUCACAAAAACAUCCAUUAUAUUUGGCUAAAUGUCUCUUGACCAUUUUCACCUCAGCUAGGUCUUUUGCUAGCCCCACCUUGUUUCCUCCAAACAUAUUGACACUCAUUGAGGUCAAACGACUCCAUUUUUGUUUCAUCUGACCCGGUUACAUCUCCUUAUUAGAACAUUAAACAGACCACAACUAAGAGAGCACUAUGCAUUGUGUUCUGUCUUUUGUGCUUACCAAAUGAGCCAAACUACAGGUAUUAAACUUUUACACGUUUUACAAGUGUAAUCCACACCCACACACAGACCUGUGGGAAAAUUAAAAGUAGGCCUACCAGAAAAUGCCUGAGUAUGCUACAUGAGUCAUGAGUUGUACACAAAUAGAAGUAGCCAUAAAAUUAACAAUGCCUCAAACAUUUCCCAGCUGGAAAUUACAGGACACCAAAACUCUCCUUUCAAAACAAUGUUUAUUACAAAUCUGUGAUUAUGUAGAUCACCAGGCACUAUAAACCUACACUGAAAGCAAUACUAAUGAAGUUGUCUGUUCACUAUUACAUGACAUUUUACAGAUCAUUAUAGCAUAGGAAGGUGGAAGAAAGACUGUGUUCAUUUUAUGUCAGCGUUCUCUCCAAAUGCCACUUCAGAUUUAGGGUGUUUAAUGUUGUUUAUACUGUACUUGGCAUCUUACAAUCACACACAGAAGAUUUAGGCUGCGUUCAUGAUGAAACGCCUAGUCGAUGCCUCAUCGCUGCUUUCUGUCUUGCCGCCUCCCUGUCUGUUGUCAAAGCCAGCCACAGGAAGAAGCCUGUUGCUUUACCCCUGUGUGUUCCCUGAUGAUGAGGUCAGAUGCAUCACAUAGUUCACCUCCACUCUUAUCUUUGUCAUCUGUCUGCACAUCGUUGACAUGUCUCAAGGCCUGAAGCCAUAUGGGUGUGAAUGCAGCGCCUCAGUCAGUGUCUAGCAACUGUCGGUGUGUCUGUCGGCUCCACCACCUUGCUUCCCCCUCCUUACAUCUGGGGUGCAGUUCUGCUUCUACUACAGCAACAACCCUGCUGGGCUCACUUCACUUCCCUGCACAAUUAGUGAUAUUGACAGCAUAGAAGCGUGAACAUCUGAGCUAACUGUAGUCUCCUAAAUUAAGACAUAUGGUUUGAAAUGUAUAUGGUGACAAGGGUUGUCUGUACAUCAGAAGAAUAUGUUAUUUGGCAGUAUAACUUUCAAAAACAGACGAUCCAACAGUGGAAGCCAUUUCACAUGGUGAUUGGUUAAGUGUUUUAAGGGUCUGGAAGCAGCCUUUGAACUUCUCUUUAAACCAUCUUUUCAUUCUUUGCACAACUAUCACAUCACUUUUUAUCUGCACAACCAAUGAAUGCCUUUGAGGAGAGACAGUCUGAAAGUGUGCCAUUAUCUCCAGCAGGUCUUUUCCAUUAUGACCUAUCACCUUAAGCUUUCCAAUACCUCAGCCUGCAAGAACCUGUAAGGUCUAGGGUCUAGGCUUCCAUUGUGUUGUAUGAAGAAGAACAUUUCAGGUUUAUGUCAUCAUUUUUUUUUUUACAGUUUGCCAUUUUUCUUCACUGCUAGGUAGAAGAGAAUACCUAGUUCAGUUCUGCGGUCAUUUGAAGUAACUGAAACUGUCCAUUAUGUGUAAUACAAUCCUCCUGCCCAUGUUGGCCAUGAACUUAUCCCUUACUAAUAUUUCCAUUUUUACAUCAAAAUUAGAGUGUAUAUGUAGGUUGAAAUGCAGGUAAACCUGCUAAAAUGGACAACUUAAGUUUGCCUUUCUAUUUUUUUUUCUGGUGUUUCAUGUUUGACGUCACCAACAUGCCCAGAAACUUCUUUUCCAUCUGUGUUUAGGGUUGCACAGCACAGUAAUUGCUAACAGUUUUAAACGCAACACACAGCUUGAGCAGAGAUGGAUGGAAAAGUAUGUUACCUUCAUUUCAACACAGAUCAGAGCAUCGCAUUAGAAAAGGAGAGUAUAUUAACACGUCUGACCAGGUGUGUUCCAUCCCCGCUGAUCCGAGCUGGAGCCAAUAAACACCUGUGACUACUGCAGAGACAUUUGACCAUGAAUGAAUGUUGAUGUACUGAUGGAUUAAAGACAAAGCCAGGUGUGGGUGUUAGUCGGUCUUUUGUCCAGGGGCAAAGGGGUAUAUGACCCCACAAUCAUUGAUCGACCUUAUCUUCAGAUUAAGCUAACACGAUGUUUCAGCAGUCUAGAUUAGCUCAAUCACUGCAUUCCAUCGUCGUGUAAGUAAUGUCUUGGUUACUUUAACAAGCAAAUGCUGUGCAUAGAAAAAACAAAGGGAAUAUGGUCCAAAGCAAAAGAACAUUUGAAAUAUGCUUGCUUGAUAUGGCUAUGUCAUUGUCCCACACAGUGUAGUCAUGACAAGUUAUUAUUUUAUCGCCAGUACUGACAGGAGGAGUAGUCACAGGGACUACUGUAUCAAGACAUCUUAAACCAGGCCUCGACAUGACACACAGUUAUUACCAACCUGCUGCCAGUGCUCAUGAAUCUAACAUGUCUGAGCAAACAAGCAUUAUGGAAGUUAUAGUUUCAAUGUUUGAUGCUUCCUAAGUCAACCAAAAUGAAAGUGAAGUGACCUCAGUUCAGAGACCCUCCCCCCGAGCAUGUUCCUGUCUAGUACCCUGAUCUGUCAUUCCCAUGUGUCUUCUCCCCUUUGGAUCCCAGGAAACCCUGUUGCUUCUUACAGUCAGCAUUAACAAUAUUGUACUGUUCUGGCAGCAUCAUCAUGCUUCAGUUUCACUUCUGUCUACAUGGUGUGGUUUUUUUUUUUGUUUUUUUUUGUUUUUUGUUUUUAUCUUUGAUUGACAGAUAGAGUUCUUCUGUGGUAUUUUUUUCAUUGUUUCUUCUAUGUGUAAAUGCUGUAAGAAAAAUGUAUAUAUUUGAUUUAUAAAAAGGCAAUAUGUUGGAUUUCAGUUUUUCUCUGUCUGAAGGUUUAUGCGUUACAAAAGCUGAACACAAAAUGCUGUUUUGUUCUUUGCCCUCAGUACAGAACUGCCUGAUCAAACUUGGCAGGAUUGUUUCAGAGACUUAGUGUUGACUGUUUUUCGACGUGGAAACUGUUAUAUUUUGCUUGAUUGAAAAAAAAAGUGUUCAUGUUUAGUUUCUUUUGAUUAUUUCAAUAAAUGGCUUCUUUUGCCAUCUCUUGCCA
Messenger RNA from Acanthopagrus latus (yellowfin seabream), 8213 nucleotides. It is a transcript of the gene fam110b, whose product is annotated as family with sequence similarity 110 member B. Lineage: Eukaryota; Metazoa; Chordata; Actinopteri; Spariformes; Sparidae. Bases 924 to 2357 code for a protein of 477 amino acids. The record is from RefSeq and is a predicted model, not a curated record. The transcript has 6 exons.